Molecule: messenger RNA, 384 nt
Organism: Linum tenue
Lineage: Eukaryota; Viridiplantae; Streptophyta; Magnoliopsida; Malpighiales; Linaceae
Source: the annotation of a GenBank genome assembly
AUGACGAUCCUCCUCCAUGAUGUUCAGUACUUACUGCAGAUUCCUGUUGAGGGACGACUGAUGAGUAGGACUUCUGCGCAGCUUGACCAUCCGGAGGUGGGUUUGUGCGCGCUUCUUGGGUUGAACUCGGAGCAGUUGAGUGGUCGUUCGAAGGCCCCUGGAUAUGGUAAUAGGGAUAAGUGGUUGAUGACUCGAUAUUUGCACUUGUUUUCCCCUUUGUUUCUUGAUCGUUUAAGCUUGCAUUAUCGCUUCUUUGGCCUAUUUUACGCUAGGUUGUGUUCCUUUGUCACAUUUCAGGCCCUAGCACAUAAAGUGAAGCGUAGGCGCAAGUUUCAAGUCAAUCGGAGAUCAUUUGGCAAUUCGGGAGAAGAAACACGAUCAUGA